GCAACAGUGCCAACUCGACAACAUCAUGGCGGAAGAGUUCCUCCUCACGGCCGAGAAGAGCAUCGACCUGGCAUUCAAGACGCGCACAUGCCUUCCAGGCGACGACAUCACCCAGCACAUCACUAACGUCACGCAAAAGCUCCGCCUUGGUGCAGGUCUAGUUGCGACCACUGACAACCGAGUCGUGUGUACCAACGCCGGGGUUCUGCGCUACCGACCACCGAACCGGUACUGGCUCGACUUUAACCACAAGCGCUACACGCCUGCGUUGGACGACGGCGUCGUUGGCAUGGUCGUAGACAGGAACGCCGAGUUCUACCGCGUCGACAUUGGUGGCUCCUCGUUCGCCACGUUGGGUAUGCUCGCGUUUGACGGCGCCAGCAAACGCAACCGUCCCAACAUGCAACCUGGGUCGUUAGUGUAUUGCAGAGUGGUGCGAGCGGCAAAGGAUCUCGACGCAUGUGUGACUUGCGAAGCUCCCACUCAUUUGGCCAAGAAGGACUGGAUGACGGGGCUGGCUAUUUACGGCGAACUUACGGGCGGAUAUGUGUUCAAGGCAUCGAUCGGUCUCGCGAAAAGUUUGGUGCAAGACGAGUGCGCCGUGUUGGAAUCAUUGGGCCGCGCCAUUCCAUUUGAGCUCGCGGUGGGGGUGAACGGCGUCGUGUGGCUGAAUUCAAAGUCCAGCCAAGACACGAUCCUCGUGGCAAAUGCUAUCCUCAACUCCGAAGGCCUUACCCCCGCCCAGUGCGAAGCCAUGGUCGCCAAGUUGGUCCAAGAACAUGGAAGUAGUAGUAGCCAAAACUAAUACUCUUUACACACACUAGUUGUAAACUACUACUCCGGAG
Aphanomyces astaci is the source of this 845-nucleotide messenger RNA. RefSeq lists its product as hypothetical. Lineage: Eukaryota; Oomycota; Saprolegniomycetes; Saprolegniales; Verrucalvaceae. The record is from RefSeq and is a predicted model, not a curated record. Gene Ontology annotation, molecular function: RNA binding. The transcript has 5 exons. Gene Ontology annotation, biological process: CUT catabolic process; U4 snRNA 3'-end processing; nuclear polyadenylation-dependent rRNA catabolic process. Gene Ontology annotation, cellular component: nuclear exosome (RNase complex); cytoplasmic exosome (RNase complex). Bases 26 to 805 code for a protein of 259 amino acids.